Molecule: messenger RNA, 955 nt
Organism: Tauraco erythrolophus (red-crested turaco)
Lineage: Eukaryota; Metazoa; Chordata; Aves; Musophagiformes; Musophagidae
Source: RefSeq, a predicted model, not a curated record
GUACAGCACUUGGGAACCCGAGGAAAACAUCCUGGAUGCCCGGCUGCUCGCAGCCUUUGAGGAAAGGGAGCGAGAAAUGGAGCUAUACGGCCCCAAAAAGCGGGGCCCCAAGCCCAAAACCUUCCUGCUCAAGGCCCAGGCAAAAGCAAAAGCCAAAACCUAUGAAUUCCGCAGUGACUCUUCCAGGGGCAUCCGGGUGCCGUAUCCUGGCAGGUCCCCCCAGGAGCUGGGCUCCACGUCCCGGGCUAGGGAAGGACUGAGAAACAUAGCCCUGGCUCCCCAGGGCAGCUCCAGCACCAGCACCCCCAAGGGAGACAGCAUCCGGGACCGGGUGAUCCGUGUGGAGGAGAAACCCGAGGAGACCCCCAAAAAGAGAGGCCCAAAGCCCAGGAAGGAGCUUUACAAGGACCUGGCGGAGACUCUGGAUGCCUCCAAGAGGAAACUGGGGGAGCCGGGGGACAAGGUGGGGGACUACCUGAAGGCCAGGAAGAUGGAGGAGGCGACGGCGGCCAAGUUCAGCUCGGGACACAGCGUCAUCCAGCUGGCCAGGCGGCAGGACCCCGACCUGCCCGGCGCCCUGCCCAGCUCCAACCGCGCUGAGGUGGGUGCCAAGCUGGGAGCUGCCGAGAGCUACCCUCCCCGGCUGGCCAAGCACCGGGCAGACUUUCUGGACCCCAAGGGGCAGGGGACGCUGGACCCCGGCGGGCCCAAGCUCCUGGCCCCGGGCGCGGGGGCCAGCCUGUACCGUGACGGCGUGGGGGGCCAAGCGGGGCGACCCUCCCUCAUCGCCAGGAUCCCCGUCUCCAGGAUCCUGGGGGACCCCGAGGAGGAGUCCUGGAGCCCCUCUCUCAACAACCUGGAGAAGGUGGUGGUAACUGAUGUGACCUCUAACUUUUUGACCGUCACCAUCAAGGAGAGCAGCACGGACCAAGGAUUCUUUAAAGAGAAGCGAUGA